This is a messenger RNA of Lycium ferocissimum, 2290 nucleotides long. Its product is annotated as sodium/calcium exchanger NCL2-like. Gene Ontology annotation, biological process: calcium ion transmembrane transport; intracellular calcium ion homeostasis. Gene Ontology annotation, molecular function: calcium ion binding; calcium:proton antiporter activity. The record is from RefSeq and is a predicted model, not a curated record. The coding region runs from base 87 to 2126 and encodes 679 amino acids. Gene Ontology annotation, cellular component: membrane. The transcript has 9 exons. NCBI's taxonomy places the organism in Eukaryota, Viridiplantae, Streptophyta, Magnoliopsida, Solanales, Solanaceae.
AUUUCCACUAUAAAAAUAACAUUUAUCUAUGGAUUCAAUCAUUCAGUCUUAGUAGUCAUAGUAACAUACACUUCAUAUCUGCAAUAAUGCCAAGCCUUUCCUUAUACUUAGUCACAUUUAUUUUUGUUGUUAGUAAGGUGCAAAGCAGGAUUUUGAGACUAAAUUCUUCAGAUCGAUUUAUCUCGGAUGGAGUUGAUCGAGUCGAAAAUCAAGCUACAUAUGGCAAAUGUGACCAUCUAUAUGGCUUCUUUCCAUGUGCUGAUAGCAUUGGAAGUUUCAUUUUCCUAAUAGCAAUCUAUCAGUACUUGCUGAUUGUAGGAGAAAAACUGGUCUCGAAUGGAAGCACAACGAUCUUUAAUAUACUUGGCACUGGCAUCUUCGGCGCUUCUCUGUUUCAGAUCUUGAAGGCUUUUCCAAGGAUUAUCUUGGUGAUCGCAUCUGGAGUUGCUUCUAGUAAAGAGAAAGCUCAGAAUCAGGUCUCUAAUGGAGUAAGCACUAAUGUUGGAGCCACGGUCUUUAAUCUCACUUUUAUGUGGGGAAUAUGCGUCAUAUUUGGCGCAAAAGAGAAGCAUGAAAAAUCAACUUUUCAACCUGCAGAAUCAUCACGUUUGAACUGUUUUCAGGUUUUAAGGAAUAAUGGCGUUACAAUUGACAAAAGGACAAACUACACUGCUGGAUUCAUGCUUCUCUCCUUGAUCCCAUUUGCUCUAGUGCUGCUUGUUAAUGCUUCCAACACAUACUUUGGAAGGCGUAUCGUUAUUUUCUCCGCACUUGUAGUAUCAGUCACAUUUUUGCUGUCAUACUUCACUUAUCAGCUUUUGGAUCCAUGGAUUCAAGAAAGAAGUUUAGAAUACUCGAAAUAUGAGAAUCUGCUAGCUGCUUUUCUCCAACAUGUGCAAAGGCAUGCAAGAGGGAUGCUCAUCGAUGAACAAGGGGAACCUGAUAUUCACGUCAUCAAAAGGUUAUUUGCUGAGACAGAUAGAGAUGCAAACAAAAGCAUAACACUUGUUGAAUUGGAGAAUUUGGUGAUUGAUAUGCAAUCUGGGAAGGUUAAGGUGGAUAAGGACUAUGCGAUUUACAAAAUAUUGAAGUACUUUGACCUUAACAAUGACAACAGAAUUGAUGAGUAUGAGUUUGUAGAAGGAUGCAAAAGAUGGAUAGAAGAAGCAAAGAUGUUAGCUAAAAGUGAUGAUUCUACUACCAGAAGAAUUUUGCAUGAGGUUGUUCAGCGGUAUACUAAGAAGCAAACAGAUGAAAUAGCUGAAACCGAGCAACGAAUGGCAAAAAUCUUGAAGCAUGUGGAAAGCCAAGCAUUAGAAGCUGAACACAUUCUCAAAGAUGACGGAAGUCCCAAUAUUGAACGUAUAAAAGAAAUCUUCCAUCAAUAUGAUAGUAAUGGGAACAAUUUCAUAACACAGCCUGAACUGGAAAGGUUAAUAUGUUCAGUCAAAUAUGGAGAAGUGCAACUAAAUACCGAUGAUUCGGUAAUGAAGUUGAUGAAAGAUUUCGAUACAGAUCGUAAUGACAUGAUCGAUGAACAGGAAUUCAUCCAUGGGAUGAUAAGAUGGCUCAACACAGUAACCCGAGUGACUAAUUGCAAGGACAAGAAGAGGGCCAUUGAUGAAUUUGACAAGAUUAUGUGGGAUGAAGAUGAAAAUUUGGUCUAUGAGGUGGGAAAAUAUGUAUUUCAAGUGAUUUUGGGGAUUGCAAUGCUGACUUUGUGCUCAAAACCACUUGUAUUUAGUAUUCGAAAGUUGUCUGAAGAAAUUGGAAUGCCAUCUUUCCUCAUUCCUUUUGUGAUAGUACCAGUGGCUAUAAAUGCAAGAAUGGUUAUAGCAGCAAUCUUUCCAGCAAGUCAGAAAAGCUCAAAAACUGCUUCUUUGACAUUCUCAGAGAUAUAUGUUGGAGUGAUCAUGAACAACAUCAUGGGCAUGACAACACUAUUGGUUGUAGUGUGUGCAAAGGAUUUAACUUGGGACUAUUCAGCACAAGUGCUAAUAGUUUUGGUGGCAUGUGCAACAAUUGGGCUUCUUGCAUUAUUCAGCAACAGGUAUCCACUUUGGACAAGCCUUUUGGCAUUUUCUCUUUACCCUUCUUGUGUGCUCCUCUUUUACCUUCUUCAGUAAAUUUUUAGGUUGGGACUAUUAUAUAGUGAGCUCGUUUGGGUUAAGCUGAUUGUAAAAUAGUUUAUGAGUAUUUUUAAGUGUUGAAACUUUUUUAUGAGUGAGCAGUUACGCGUUUGAAUAAAAGUGUUGAAAUUGAUAAUAGACCGUUGAUGUGUUUGUAAAUG